Fraxinus pennsylvanica is the source of this 534-nucleotide messenger RNA. Lineage: Eukaryota; Viridiplantae; Streptophyta; Magnoliopsida; Lamiales; Oleaceae. The record is from the annotation of a GenBank genome assembly.
AUGGCCUAUCUUUCGGUUCAUUGUGCUGCUUUGCUUAGUGAAGAAUGUUCAGGUUCUUGCUAUAAAAUUAUAAUUGAGAUUGAUAAGCUGCUGUCAUUGGACUUGAAGGAUUCUGGGUUGAGAUGGGUCGAUGGAUUCGACAUUGGCCAUCUCCCUAUUCUUGUUGUAAUCUUUCUUGUUUUUUAUUUGUUCUUUCUCGUAAAGGUGAAUUCUGGUUUUUCGUUGGAUCCAAUGACACAGCAGGCGAAGAGCCACGAGAAUUCGAAUGAGGAUCAAGAGCCAGGACAGAAGAAUUCUUGCACUGAAACAAGAAUCCCAGAAUUCGACAAAGCUGCUCAGAGAUUGUCUUCUGAUUCUCAAACUCCUGUUGGUGGAACCACUGGGAAUGAUAUGUUCAUGGUUGAUCUGGGGCAAAGCUCUUCGAGACGAGCCACUAUAACACCAAUAAAGAAGUUAUUGUCAGAAGAAAUGUCAAAAGAAACUGAUGUUAAAAGAUGCUCGUCAAGUGUUAUUGCCAGAGUAUGCCAUUGGUGA